UCGACCAGCUUUCUCGCCAUGAAAUUGCACGUUCUAUUGUUAACGGCACUUCCCAUGUGCCUGGCUGAAUUCUCAAUCCAGGGGCCUAGCGACGGGCAUCGACGAGCCCAGGGUCUUAAGUUCAGCGAGGAGAAAGGAAUCCAGUACACAGAUGCAAGCGAGGGAGGAGGUCCCGGAGAUUUCACCAUUCAAGGUGCAACAGACGGUAACACUAAUUUCCAUAUCCAAGGUGCCACGGACGGGCACUCGAAUUUCCAGAUUCAGGGACCCACAGAUGGCGGAGCGGCUGCCUACAAUAUUCAAGGGGCGACCGACGGACACAGUCAGUCCGUAAUCGAGGGACCGUACGAUGCUAAUCAGGCUAACGCGAAAGCGCUCGAGUACAACGAUCCCAGCGGUUACAGGGUGAACUGGAGAUCGUACCAACGUCAACCGCAACCGCAGCAAUCGCAAGCGCAGUACGCUACGGAAGCUGCGGCGCCAAUUCCGCAAGCCGCACCUCGGCAGCGAGGGCACCGACAGCGAGUGCAUCAGCCGCAGCCGCAGCCGCAGCCUCAACAGCAAGCGGAACCCGCGCCUAAUAUCAAAACUUACGCCAAUACGCCGCCGCAAAUUCAACAAUUGCUCCAGUUCCAGCAGCAGAUUCCGUACAUCAACAUAAUUCCGGAACCAUACAGAUUCGAUGAAGCUGCUGCGAUACGCGCUCAGGCUGAGCAGGUCCGGGAACACCUGCGAAACCUGAAACCGCAACCACCGCCCGAGCCCGUGCCGCAACGUCAGAGAUCACGCGACCACCCCAGGAGCAAGCGCCAGGCGCAGCAGCAACCGCAAUAUCGCAGGACAUCCCAGCCGCUGGUGGAGCAACAGCCGCAAUACUCGACCAACUUGCCGGCUCAUCUACGCGAAUUGUUGAAGUACCAAGCGCAGACCCCGUACAAUAUUAUCGCCAACCAGGUUGCAUAUCGUGGACCGGACAGGCCGUACGUGCCACAUCGCGUGCAGCAGCAGCCGAUCCAGCAGCAGCCGAUCCAGCAGCAGCCGAUCCACCAGCAGCCGAUCCGCCAGCAGCCGAUCCAGCCGCAGCAGAUCCAGCCGAUUCAGCAGGCGCGGUAUCAAAAUCAGGGUGGCGCCUACCAGGCUCAGGCGAGUGCGUAUACGCAAGCUCGCGCGACCGGCUACAAUCCGAAUCAGCUUGCCUACAAUCCGAAUCAGCUUGCCUACAAUCAGCAGCAACCUGGCGUACGACCCGUCACCGAGAAUCAGUACUGAUCGGCUUGUGAUGCAUCUUUGCUAUGUUUCUGAUUCGUUUCGAUCGGUGGAAUAAAUUUUAAUUUCCUAGCAGAAUCAAGUUUUAAGUCAUAAUGCGGUAGAUUACGCCUAAAUAAAUUAUUCAGUAAAAAAAAUAGAAACGAAAGUUACAUCAAUUAUAUCCGAAACUAUAAAUUUGAGAUUUUGUAAGCUUUUCUUGAUCCUGCUAGAAUGAAAAACGAAGAGGAAAUAUUAUUCUUGAUUUAAUAUAAUAUUUGUUAAGUAGUAAGUACUUAUGUUUGUACGAUUCAUGC
This is a messenger RNA of Linepithema humile (Argentine ant), 1562 nucleotides long. The record is from RefSeq and is a predicted model, not a curated record. Lineage: Eukaryota; Metazoa; Arthropoda; Insecta; Hymenoptera; Formicidae.